AUGGCGGAGUGCGUGAUGGAAUGACUUCGUGGUUUCGAGUGAUUGUCAAUAGUUGAGCCACAAGCCCAUAAAAAUGGGACAGAAUCAGUCAGGAGCCGGAGGAACCGGCGGUGACAAGAAGGACGACAAGGACAAGAAAAAGAAAUACGAACCUCCAAUUCCUACGAGAGUGGGAAAGAAGAAGAGGCGUACCAAGGGACCGGAUGCUGCCUUAAAAUUGCCCCAAGUCACUCCUCACACCCGCUGUCGACUGAAGCUCCUGAAGCUUGAACGCAUCAAGGAUUACCUGCUGAUGGAGGAGGAGUUUAUUCGUAAUCAGGAGCGUCUCAAGCCCCAGGAAGAGAAGAACGAGGAGGAGAGGUCGAAGGUAGAUGACCUUCGAGGAACCCCGAUGUCUGUCGGUACCCUGGAAGAAAUUAUCGACGACAAUCACGCUAUUGUUUCGACUUCCGUUGGAUCAGAACAUUACGUUUCCAUCCUCUCCUUCGUCGACAAAGAUCAAUUGGAGCCUGGCUGUUCCGUUCUUCUCAAUCACAAGGUUCAUGCGGUUGUUGGAGUUUUAGGCGACGACACAGAUCCGAUGGUGACUGUGAUGAAACUGGAAAAGGCACCGCAGGAAACUUAUGCUGAUAUUGGAGGUCUUGAUAUUCAAAUUCAGGAAAUCAAAGAGUCCGUCGAACUUCCUCUGACUCAUCCCGAGUAUUAUGAAGAAAUGGGAAUAAAACCACCGAAGGGAGUCAUUCUCUACGGUCCGCCGGGAACUGGAAAAACUCUUUUAGCAAAGGCAGUCGCGAAUCAGACUUCGGCAACUUUUCUGCGAGUUGUCGGGUCCGAAUUGAUUCAGAAAUAUCUAGGAGAUGGUCCAAAACUCGUUCGGGAGUUGUUCAGGGUUGCUGAGGAGCAUGCGCCCUCGAUUGUCUUCAUUGACGAAAUCGACGCGGUCGGAACGAAACGUUACGACAGCAACAGCGGCGGAGAACGAGAAAUUCAACGAACUAUGUUGGAGCUUCUGAAUCAACUUGAUGGUUUUGAUAGUAGAGGCGACGUAAAAGUCGUCAUGGCGACAAACAGAAUCGAAACCUUGGACCCAGCUUUGAUUCGACCGGGUCGAAUUGAUAGGAAAAUAGAAUUUCCCCUUCCGGAUGAAAAAACCAAGCGGAGAAUCUUUAGUAUACACACGAGCAGAAUGACUCUAGCUCCAGAUGUUAAUCUGGCCGAACUCAUAAUGGCAAAAGAUGAUUUGUCAGGCGCCGAUAUUAAGGCGAUUUGUACGGAGGCUGGUUUGAUGGCUUUGCGUGAACGCCGAAUGAAAGUAACUAGCGAGGAUUUCAAAAAGUCGAAAGAAAGCGUCCUUUAUCGGAAAAAGGAGGGUUCUCCCGAAGGUUUAUAUUUAUAGAUUCCUCUUAUCUUGUAUUUCCGCGUUUUUUUAUUCGCCUUCUCCGGCACUAACUCGCAACAUUUACAGAAAUAAAGAAUUGUAUUGAAAUUAAAU
Belonocnema kinseyi is the source of this 1492-nucleotide messenger RNA. It is a transcript of the gene Rpt2, whose product is annotated as 26S proteasome regulatory subunit 4. Gene Ontology annotation, biological process: proteasome-mediated ubiquitin-dependent protein catabolic process. The transcript has 5 exons. The coding region runs from base 74 to 1396 and encodes 440 amino acids. Gene Ontology annotation, cellular component: proteasome regulatory particle, base subcomplex. The record is from RefSeq and is a predicted model, not a curated record. Gene Ontology annotation, molecular function: ATP hydrolysis activity; proteasome-activating activity; ATP binding. NCBI's taxonomy places the organism in Eukaryota, Metazoa, Arthropoda, Insecta, Hymenoptera, Cynipidae.